Molecule: messenger RNA, 6127 nt
Organism: Nematolebias whitei (Rio pearlfish)
Lineage: Eukaryota; Metazoa; Chordata; Actinopteri; Cyprinodontiformes; Rivulidae
Product: signal-induced proliferation-associated 1-like protein 1
Exons: 21
Coding region: 484-5694 (1736 amino acids)
Biological process (GO): regulation of small GTPase mediated signal transduction; activation of GTPase activity
Cellular component (GO): cytoplasm
Molecular function (GO): GTPase activator activity; protein binding
Source: RefSeq, a predicted model, not a curated record
GAAAGAGCGAGCGAUAGCCUUGAAUGAGCUCAUCCCCUCGGCAAACUGCAUACCGCAGCGAGGCUAAACCGCAACUUUCUACCAAACUUCCAAGUUGCCUUUCGGAGGGAGACACCGGGGACGGGGUUUUCGGAGCUAAACCGGAACCAGACCGCGAAGACAGAGGACAAAAAGGAGCUCUGCGUAGUUUUUGACUCGGGACUAAGCAGCACCGCACGAGUUGAGACAAAAGGAGGAAAACCGCGGUUGUUGUGUGACAUCCAAAAAGAGGAGAAAAAAGCAUUCUGUAUUUGGAGUGGAAAACAUGUCAAGUGGCGGUGUUGGUGCAGUUAACAAAGCAGCAUGGAAGCUUGAGUGUUGAAAAGCUUCUCUUCACCUGUUGAUCCAGACAAUCAAACUGGUCAUGAGGUCAGGGAGCAGCAUCCAGUCCCAGAAGCCACCAUGUGUGUCUGCUAAGUGCCAUUAGCCUUUGGCACUGGUGCCAUGACCAGCCUGAGGUGCCCACCCAUGGAGUGCACUGUUGGGGGUACAGUCCCUGCCACUAAUGAAUUUUACACUGACCACCUUCGGGCAGUUAACGGAGGGGCUUUGCCGACCCGCACAGACAACUUUCAUGGCAGUGUGAGCACAGGAGUUCCUAAAAUGGGUGUUAGAGCUCGGGUGGCAGACUGGCCCCCAAGAAAAGACAUACAAGGGUCUCUGUGGCACUCAUCUACUGAAGCUACGACUGGUGUACCCCCAUCGGGUAAAAGUCACAUUAAACUGGGUUCUGUUUUGAGCCCUCAGGACUCCUCAAUGCUUCGGAACAUCCACAAUACUCUGAAGAAUCGAACUCAUGCCCAGGUUAACAAUUACAGCCCGGAUACCCGAUACCUGUCCCCAGGUGACCACAGAGGGCCUGCACAUAAAAACCCACGGCAGAGACGCAUCCGUCAGCGAAGCAAUAGUGACAUGACUAUCAGUGAAAUGGAAGGCAGUGGAGACAGUGGAGAAGACUGGGGUCCAUCUGCAGCACCUAAAUGGUCCCCUCUUCAUCGCGAAUAUGGUAGCACCUCCUCAAUAGAUCAGCAUGGAGUAUCUGGUGAUAGCUUCUUUGAAAUGCUUAAGGGCUAUCAAGGGACCAAAGUUGACCAGCGUAGUCCUGCUCCUGAGAAACUGGAGGACAUACUAAAUGUUGGGAUCAAUCACGGGAUCAUGGAGCUUCAAGAAGAUGUCCCAGAUGGCCAUUUUCUUAAACCUAGGGACAAGGACAAGCCUCCAAAGAGACGGACCAAGUCUGAAAUAGGGGGCGAGUCUAUAUUGCGAAAACUUAAGAAUGCACGAGGUGAGCUAGACUCCCCAAGAGCUGGGUCCGACGUAGAGGACAGUCGGAUAGAGGACACAGGCCCUCCUUUAAAACCCUGGAUUUGUCAAAAAGGUUUUGCACACUAUGAUGUUCAGAGCAUUCUUUUUGACCUCAACAAAAUUAUUCAGCUGCGGCAGACUGCAGGCAAAAGGAAAAACACCACGACUGGGGCAUCGGCUGCUGCUGUAGCUUCAGCUACCUCCACUCUGUCAUCCACCCACAGCCUGCCUUACAGUUCCCCUAGUGGAAGUCAAGAGGAGCUCAGUUCCAGAGAUAGUCCAAGCUUGGAUGCAGGAGAUGAACAGAGCAAUGAAAUGCUUCUGAGUUGUCCCUGCUUUCGUAAUGAGAUCGAUGCUGAUGGGUUUGUGAGACGCAGGCUGGGAGCAGGCGGUGCAGGGUAUCACGGGCUGAUGGGUGGUGGAGCAGGCAGCAGUGGCUCAGGGACCAUGACUGGGGAAGUGAACUUGUAUGAAACAUCUUUGAGCACGCACUGCACCAAUGCUGGAGUAGCUGUUCUCGAGGGACCUAAGGACGGACCUAGCACACUCAGCGAAAAGAGCAAACAAUACAUUGUGGAGCACGUGGACCUGGGAGCCUAUUACUACAGGACGUUUUUCUACCUUAGAGAACAUUGGAACUACUUUGGAGUAGAUGAGGCAUUGGGUCCAGCUGCAGUGAGCUUGCGCAGAGAGAAGCUGGAGGACGAUAAGGAGCAUGGCUCACAGUAUAACUACCGCCUCAUCUUCAGAACCAGCGAGCUGACAACACUUCGAGGUUCUAUACUAGAAGAUGCUGUGCUCUCGACCUCUAAGCAUGGCACCACCAGAGGGCUGCCCAUCAAAGAUGUACUGGAGUACCUUCUACCAGAACUGGAUCUGUCCUGCCUCAGGCUGGCCCUCAACACUCCCAAAGUCACUGAGCAGUUGAUGAAGCUGGAUGAACAAGGGCUGAGUUUUCAGGUGAAGGUGGGCGUGAUGUACUGCCGAGCGGGGCAAAGCACAGAGGAGGAAAUGUACAACAACGAGACAGCUGGCCCCGCCCUGGAGGAGUUCCUCCAUCUGCUGGGGGAGAAGGUCCGCCUCAAGGGUUUCACCAAGUACAGAGCCCAGCUGGACACCAAAACGGAUUCCACAGGCACUCACUCCCUGUACACUUCCUACAAGGACUACGAAAUCAUGUUUCAUGUCUCGACAAUGCUGCCUUACACGCCCAACAACAAGCAACAGUUGCUGAGGAAGCGCCACAUUGGAAACGACAUUGUGACCAUUGUGUUCCAAGAACCGGGAGCACACCCCUUCACUCCCAGGGCCAUUCGCUCCCACUUUCAGCACGUCUUCAUCAUUGUACGAGUGCACAACCCCUGUUCUAACAGCACAUGCUACAGCGUGGCUGUCACUCGUUCUCAGGACGUGCCAGCCUUCGGCCCGCCAAUCCCUAAAGGUGUAACUUUCCCCAAGUCUUCUGUCUUCCGGGACUUCCUGUUGGCUAAAGUAAUCAACGCUGAGAACGCAGCCCACAAGUCUGAAAAGUUUGGUGCCAUGGCAACUCGCACCCGACAGGAGUACUUGCGGGACUUAGCUGAACGUCAUGUGACCAGUACGCCCAUAGAGACCACGGGGAAGUUCCCUUUUAUCCCUCGUGCUCACAAGCGGAAAGAGAAGAUUCGUCCAUACAGCGGGGCGGAGCUGCGGAGUCUGGGGGCCAUAACCUGGCAAGUUCACGCUGAAGACCAGGUAGCGGGUGCUGAACGUGAAUGCCUCCUGGCCAUUUCUAACGACUUCAUCAUCCUGCUGGACCAAGAGGCAGAAGCAGUUGUGUUCAACUGUGCCACACGUGACGUGAUUGGCUGGUCGACAGGAAGUCCCGCCUCCAUGAAGAUCUACUACGAGCGUGGCGAGAGUGUGUCGCUUCGCUCCAUUAAUAACAACACAGAAGACUUUGGAGAGGUUGUGAAAAGACUGGAGCUAUUGACCAAAGGUAGUCAAACUACAGAGAUGACUUUGCGUCGUAACGCCUUGGGACAGCUGGGCUUUCAUGUCAACUUUGAGGGCAUUGUAGCUGAAGUGGAGCCCUACGGUUAUGCCUGGCAGGCCGGGCUGAGACAGGGCAGCCGACUGGUGGAGAUCUGCAAGGUCUCUGUGGCUUCGCUGUCCCACGAGCAGAUGAUUGACCUGCUUAGGACCUCUGUCACUGUCAAGGUGGUCAUCAUUCCUCCACAUGAAGACUCCACCCCACGCAGAGGUUGCUCAGAAAUCUACCACAUGCCACUUGUGGACUAUAAGAAUCACAAAGAGGGCAUGCCCUAUGAGUUAAAGUUCCCCUUCCGGCCGACAAACAACAACAACAACAAAUGGCCACGCUCCUCGUCCAGCCCUCAAACUCGGGCCGCCGGAACAGGAGGAACCUUAAUCAAGGCACCGCCGUCAGACUUCAGUGAACGCAACUCUGCUGCCAUUCCACGCAGUGUGUCAAGUGAUGGUCGACCUCUCAACCCUAAAAGAUACUCCCCAGGAAACGACAACUAUGCGCUCGCCUGCUCCAUUGUGAUGGGUCGCACACUUCACAACACAAACUCACCCUCCAGCUUCUCCUACACUGAGACGACGAGCUCCAGCCACUGGAGGCAGAAGUCUGUACCUGAUGGGUUCAAUAACAACAGCCAGUCGCCGGUCACGUCUGUACGGCAAGUGGCUGGUGAGGUGGUCAAUGGGAUGAAGGUGGGCUCUAGUACUGGUGUUGGAUGGUCUCGAAGUGGGGAGGGUGAUGCCACCAGUAGACUAGGGGACAAAACCAGCUCAGAUGCUGUGGUUUCCAAAGUGGUGAUUCCUCGUCUCCAGCCAUCAGAUCCCAACAGCCAUCUGUCUCCUAACAGGAACACUAAGGCGGAUGCGGUGUAUUCAUCUAGCCAGUCGAGCAGCAACACGCUGUCCAGCAACGCGUCCAGUUCUGCACACAGCGAUGAAAAGUGGUACGAAGUUGGUUCCCGCUCCGGAGUACGGAGCGACCUGGAGCUCAACGGCUACCUUCAGGGCACCUCUACUGACAGCGGCAUCGAUGCCACCUCCUUCACUGCCACGCAGAGCAGCACAGCUUCCUCCACUGGUGCUUUCAGGUCUAAGGAGAAAAUCCCAUGGCAGGAAGAUCCAGCAGGCAGCCAGAGAGCCACUAGUACAUCUCCAACAUCAGACUCGCUUGUCGUCCCUGGAUGCAGUGAGACUGCGACAAAGAGUCCCUCUCCUUUAGCAUCAGCUCCUGAAAGUGGCUCCUGUAGCAGUGACUCCCACUCCAGUACAAUCAGCUUUGGUCACUCUGGGAGUCCGAUGGGACAGAGCUGCAGCGUCAUGGGACCACCGAAUGAAACAGCUGCCACAAACGUUUCGCCCACAUCCUCGUCUCAAGGCAACAAAAGUUUCUACCCUCGUCAAGGAACAACCUCUAAGUACCUCAUUGGCUGGAAGAAGCCUGGAGGAUCGGUCAACUCUGUGGACUUCAGCAGCACUCGCAAACGGCACCAGAGCGAUGGCCUGCUGGGUGGUCAGCCCCAGCUCAGAGCCCAUCUUCGCGGCUCCCAGUCGCCCCAGCGCCAGACUGCCAAGUCCAGCCUGGAAGAAGAACUGAAGAAGCUCAUCACACUUGACAGCCCACCACCUACAACAAGUGAUGAGAAGCCCUUGUUUCCGGGUCCACCACCCAGCCGUCGCUCCCUCCAGAGGACGCUGUCGGACGAGAGUAUCUACAGCGGGCAGAGGGAGUCGUCCGCCGGUGGGCAGCGUGACUCGUCCGCCGACCUUUUGUUCACCUGCUCCACCAUACCACGCUCGCCCAUCACUCGACAUGGACCGAGCCGGCGAGCGCCACACAAAUCCCUCGGAGACCUGUCGGCUCCAGAGAGUUUAGAGCUGGAACAUGAGAAGCAGCAGGACCCUGUUCUCAUGCCCCUCCCUGACACUGAAACCGAUGGCCCGCUUGAUUGGGCCCAUCUGGUGGACGCUGCCAAGGCGUUUGAAGAGCAGAGACUGGUUUUUCUAGCUGCCCAGGAGGAAAGCUCCACAGCUGAGAGCACAUCAGCCUCCAGCCCCCAGCAGGCCGAGCCUCAGGUGGCUCCACAGAGACAGCCCUCACCGGGAGAAACUCCAGUGGGCUUAAUGGGUAAGAUGAGCCAGCUGGAAUCCAUGGUGAAGACACUACAGGAAGACUUAAAGAGGGAGAAGGAUGCCAAGGCGACACUACAGGUGCAGAUUGAAAGCCUGCGAGAAGACAACCAGCGUCUCCUGGAGGAGUCCUACAGCGCCUCAGCCAAGCUCAAGAAGUUCACAGAGUGGGUCUUCAACACCAUUGACAUGAACUGACGCACGUCACCUGCUCUCCACUGGGAAUUUAACCACUACUCGAGCUGAUUUCAAACUUUGAAUGCAGCUCAUUUACAGGUUUUUACAAGUUGGACUGUUUUACACGCCGACCUUCUGGAGCUUUGUGGCUCCGUAAAAUUAAAUCACCACCGAAGAAUGACUUUGGAGACAACCCAGAGAGGAAAGAUGAGAGAAGCAGAUGAGCGAGUCAGGUUUUAACAGCAUGCACUCCCUUCUUUAGGAGUACACAAGUUCAUCUUUUGUUUCCGAUCUUAACGAACUGUUGGUAUCUCUGCAUGGCAAAGAGCAAGAUGCUGAAACUAACGUAAAGGGAACGAAAGAGGUUUUUUAAAUUUAGGUUUUUAGCUAACCUCACAAAGAGUGAACCAAUUUAAAGUUAUAAAGCUCAAAUCAAAGACAACUCCUUGAUCCC